CCUCGGGUCGUCAUCAUGGUUGUUUUCAGCAAGCUCACACUGGCUGUCGCCGGUCUGGCCACAAUGGCCGCCGCUGCUCCUGCCCCUGCGGCCAAGUUCUCCCUUGAGCAGGUUGCUCGUCCCGCAACCAAGACCAACUUCGCUGCAAAGUACGCCCAGGCCCUUCGCAAGUACCACGCCGAAGUGCCCACCAACGUCCAAGCUGCUGCUGCUGCUACUGGUGUGGCGACCAACACUCCUGAGCCCCAGGAUUCAGAGUACUUGACUCCUGUCACCGUGGGUCACACUGUUAUGAAUCUCGACUUCGAUACCGGCUCGGCUGAUCUAUGGGUUUUCUCCAACGAGCUUCCCAAGUCGGAGCAGGCCGGCCACGCUAUCUACCAGACCAGCAGCGGCACUAAGAAGCCUGGCUACAGCUGGUCUAUCUCCUACGGUGAUGGAAGCAGUGCCAGCGGUGAUGUUUACACUGAUACUGUUACCGUUGGAGGUAUCUCUGUCUCCAAUCAGGCUGUUGAGGCUGCCUCUAGAAUCAGCCAGGAGUUCACCGAAGACGUGAACAACGACGGUCUCCUUGGUCUCGCCUUCAGCAGCAUCAAUACCGUGUAUCCUGUUCCCCAGAAGACCUGGUUCGACAAUGCCAAGUCCCACCUCGCUCAGCCCUUGUUCGGUGUUGCCUUGAAGCACAACGCCCCCGGUGUCUACGACUUCGGUUUCGCCGACUCUUCCAAGUACACUGGUGAACUUACUUACACCGAAGUGGACAACUCCCAAGGUUACUGGGGUUUCUCUGUUGACAGCUACCAGAUCGGUGACCAGUCUGGCCAAGGCUUCAGCGGUAUUGCCGACACCGGUACUACCCUUCUGCUCCUUGAUGACGAGAUCGUCUCUGCCUACUACGACCAGGUUCCUGGUGCCACGAAUGACCAGAGUGUUGGUGGCUACGUUUUUGACUGUAACACCGAACUGCCGGAUUUCAGUGUGGCCAUCGGCGACUACACUGCCACCGUUCCUGGUCGCCUGAUCAACUAUGGUGAUGCUGGUGAUGGAUCUGGCAACUGCCUUGGUGGUAUUGCCUCCAACUCUGGUAUUGGGUUUUCCAUUUUCGGUGACAUUUUCCUGAAGAGCCAGUAUGUCGUGUUCGACGCCAGUGGCCCUCAGCUCGGGAUUUGCCCUUCAGGCUUAAAUCAGACUCCUUGGUUGGAGUGUUCUGAUAUACUUGGGAUGUCCAUUAGCAAACAGGGUCUUGGACUCGUAGUCUUUGUACAUAAUGUUCAAACAUGA
This is a messenger RNA of Penicillium chermesinum, 1281 nucleotides long. Its product is annotated as pepsin-like aspartic protease. Gene Ontology annotation, molecular function: aspartic-type endopeptidase activity. Gene Ontology annotation, biological process: proteolysis. The annotation marks the transcript as partial. Lineage: Eukaryota; Fungi; Ascomycota; Eurotiomycetes; Eurotiales; Aspergillaceae. The record is from RefSeq and is a predicted model, not a curated record. The transcript has 2 exons.